AUGGACGAGGACAUCGGAGCAGCGGAGGAAUCGAACAUGCGGCGAGUUAGCCUUGUCAAUUUCUGGCCAAUGGAACGCGCCAGAUUUCAAAUGACUUUCGAAUGGGAACCUGCGCGUUUCCGCUGGUGGUUGAACUCCCCUUCAACCGUUUGCCAAUUCGCAGGACAAAAAAAACAUGGCGACAAACGAGAGCCGGUAAACAAAUUAUGCAGCUGCCAGCCAACAGACCCCAGCACCUACGAGCGCCAGCAACAGCACCAGCAAUCAACCAUGUCGACCAUGUCGACCGCUAAGCCCACGUACAACGUGAUGGUAUUCGAUGCCAUCAAGACCCUCAAGGAGCGGAACGGAUCCUCCAUCCAGGCCAUCAAAAAGAGUAUCACCGCCACCUACCCUACCCUCAACUUCACGCCGCACCAGAUGCGCGGCGCCCUCAAGAAGGGAGUGGAGUCUGGCAAGUUCAUCAAGAUGAAGGCCUCCUACAAGCUGAGCCCCGAGGCGAAAAAGCCCGCCCCCAAGAAGAAGGUGGUGAAGAAGGUCGUCAAGAAGGUCGUCAAGAAGAAGGUGCCGAAGAAGAAGGUGGCCAAGAAGCCCGCUGUGAAGAAGACCACGACGAAGAAGCCCGCCGCCAAGACGGCCACCACCACCAAGAAGACCGUCACCAAGAAGAAGACCACCACGGCCAAGAAGCCCGCGGCUAAGAAGACCGCCACCAAGAAGAAGCCCUCCACCCCCAAGAAGAAGGCUGCCGCUCCCAAGAAGACCUGAGCUCAUCGUCGUUUCGAGUUUUCCCGUCCAACGCGAACCCCCCGCCGCACGAGGUUCGCGAUUCCGGCAACCUGGUGUUUCCUUAACACCACCCACCAGACGGGAGAAAUGAACGCGUGCCACGGGUUUUAUCCCGCCUGUUUCCUCAACGGGUUCUUCCUGUAGUUGGCAUUCAUGAUGUAAACAACCUUCGAUUGUAGGAUGUGUUGUUCUUUACGAGGCUUAAGUCAUCAGUAUCGUGCUUGUGUUUGUCAUCGGUAUCAGGAGCGGGUGCAACCUACAUCAACGCCCGCCUGCCAAAGUUCGUUGCAUGUUGUCUCCUGUAUGUAAGAAGCCCCGCCUAUCUCGAAGGGGAGGUGGAGGGGGUGUACCGUGGCUGUCUGCAAGUUUGCUUGGUGUUUUUUGUGUUAGUGGGUGACGCGUACGCCAUGAAGUCAGAUUUAGUUCGUGAGUGAUUCAUCUUUUGUUGAAUCAUGGGGCACGGGUUGGCAAGUAGUUCUUGCGGUGCCACGAUGUGCUCGGCGCCAUGCACUGAUGCUCUGCGCGAAGUCUUUUGGCUUGUUGCGUCGUAAAAGUACAGUACGUGUCCGUCCAAAAAUGGCUCGGAGUUUUGCAGCCAAAAGAAGCGAGUGAUAGACCCGCUGUAGGAAAGGCUAGUGUAUCUACUUCUAGUAAAGCCUUUUUCGCGGUGGGUUUGUUGGGGCUUGCGCACCAGUGUAGACAUCAGUGUAAACAUCCAAAUACGGCCAUCAAGAUCACCAGUUGUUGACGUGGCAGGCACAUCGAUAGCUGUUGAGGGAUGUUUUAGUUGCGGUUGAACGGAACUAGUGUACAAUAGUGAGGGGCUGAACGGAACGAGGUGUGCCUGUAACGUGUUCAGUUGAAACGGUUCGCCGAGCCUGAAACCUUAUUAUUUUUCAAUUGAAAAAACACAGGGUGUGUCUUUGUGCGCUUGCUGUGCUGAUCGCACCGCGGACACGGUUACUGAAGCCGUCAAUCUCUCGCUCCUUGCGAGGCUCGGGAGAUUCACUUUUGAUAAGGCCCACGAUAGCACUGUUUUCCUCUGACUGCUCCUGAGCGAGGGACACUUUCACACUCACGAUCGGUGUCAACUCACCU
This is a messenger RNA of Ectocarpus sp. CCAP 1310/34, 1887 nucleotides long. The record is from the annotation of a GenBank genome assembly. NCBI's taxonomy places the organism in Eukaryota, Phaeophyceae, Ectocarpales, Ectocarpaceae.